AUGUCAGAAGAACAAGAACAAAAGGUGGAUGUUAAGCCAGAAACACAUAUUAACUUGAAGGUUUCGGAUGGAUCCAGUGAGAUCUUCUUCAAGAUCAAAAAGACCACUCCAUUAAAAAGAUUAAUGGAGGCAUUUGCUAAGAGACAAGGUAAAGAGAUUGAAUCCCUAAGAUUCCUUUACGACGGUGUGCGUGUGUUACCAGAUCAGACCCCUGAAGAUUUGGACAUGGAAGAUAACGAUAUCAUUGAAGCUCACAGAGAGCAAAUUGGUGGUAGUUUGUAA
This is a messenger RNA of Kluyveromyces lactis, 282 nucleotides long. It is a transcript of the gene SMT3, whose product is annotated as SUMO family protein SMT3. Gene Ontology annotation, molecular function: protein tag activity; ubiquitin-like protein ligase binding. Gene Ontology annotation, cellular component: nucleus; septin ring. The transcript has a single exon. The coding region runs from base 1 to 282 and encodes 93 amino acids. Lineage: Eukaryota; Fungi; Ascomycota; Saccharomycetes; Saccharomycetales; Saccharomycetaceae. Gene Ontology annotation, biological process: protein sumoylation. The record is from RefSeq and is a predicted model, not a curated record.